AUGGCUGCUUCCCCGAGUGCCGCACCGAGCCGGGAAGAGAUGGGAGUGUCGGAGGAGGAGGUGUCCACUGGCCUGAGCCCAAGGGAACCAGAAGGGGUGGCCCAGGAAGAGGACACGUGUGGCCUUGGCCAGACGGGAACCUGCUGGGAAGAGCCAGAGAGAGGGGGGGAUGAGGAGGAGGCCCCGAGCAUGGAGGCAUCAUAUCCCUUGAAGGAUGAGGAGGAGAGGGGACCCUGCAGCCCCCGUGGGGAGGACGGUGAUUUCCAGGGUGAAGAAACAGAUGCAUGGGAAGAUGAGUCCCCUCCAAAGGAAGUCGAAGCUGCUCGUGCUGUCCUCGUGGAAAGCCACCCAGUUUUGCCCAUGGAAAGUCACCUGGAAGAGGACCUUGUUGACGGGGAGCAGGAAAAGUCUGAGCAUCAGGCAAUGCCCGUGUGUGAGACAGAUCUGGAUGCAGAGGAGGAAAGGGGGCAGGAGACAUGCCCAGAGCAGGAGACAUGCCCAGAGCAGGAGCCCUCAAGCAUCCAUGAGACCAUCUCAGCAGAAGAGGCUUCAUCAGGGGCUGAAGAAGAUGCUGUGGGAUGGGAGGACCCAGGCAAAGCAAAAGAUGAGGACUGGGAGGUGAUGGCAGAGGACACAGAAGGAGUUCUGGGCACAGAAGAGCCAGCCUGGGCAGGUGACACCCCGGCAAGCGCAGGAGGGCUGGAAAGCGAGGAGAGAGAUGGCACAUCGCCAGCAGAGCUGGAGGAAACCCAGGACGAUGAUGAAGAAGAUGCUGAGAGCCAGGGGAUGAGCCAGCAACAGCCACCGCCGGAGGCUGAGCCGGCCCCGGAGCUGGCAAGGGAUGAGCAGGAGGGCACCGCAGGGCAGCCUGCCCAGGCCCCCGCAGAUGCCCCCGGGCAAGGGGACAGCCAGGAGCCGGCCGAGGCUCCGGAGGAGCCGUGGGAGGUGCAGGGUAAGGAUGCAGACAAUGAGCUUGGCUCAGAGCCGGGACGGCCGGGGAGCAGCAGCACCGGCCCGGCGGCACUGCAGCAGGCACCAGGUGACGGCACAGAGAGCGGUGAGUCGGCGGAGGAGGAUGCUGGGCAAUCGGGAGAGCUGGAGCAGGUAGCGGGAACAGGCAGGAGGGUGGAGCUGGAGGACACGCUGCCGGACAGCACACCUUUGCACCUCUACGAAGGGGAGAUGUUGGCUGUGGUAAUGCCCAGCCAAAACCCUCCGGAGACUGAGGAGACCACAGAGAGAGCCCCUUCAUCCGCAACAGCUCCAGAGGAUGAAGGAUGGCUGGAAGGGAGCGACAAGCCACCAUCACGCUCCAUGCCAGAGAGCUGCGAAGAGGAGGCAGGGAUGGAGGCAGCCCCUGCGGCAGAGGGUGCUGAGGAGGAGGAAGGCUAUUUCAUGGUCUCUGCUCCCAACCAAGAGGCGUCCAGCUUGGAGGAAGCUGAGAUCUCCGAGGACUUUGAAGAAAUUAAAGUUGAAGCAACCGAAGCUGGCAAAGAUGAUCUGGAAGCUCCUGGAGAAGCACCUCUGGCACCAGAAGAUGAAGGGCACUUUGAGGAGUUCAUUGGUGAAGCAGGUGAAGACAUGAAGAUGCCCACAGAACAACCUGAGAUGCCAAAGGAUGAAGAUGAGGAUGAGGAUGACGCUGGAGGUCUUACUGCUGAGCUGGAGGAAGGUCCAGCUGCACCAGAGGUAGAUCCCGGCUCCCCUAGGGCCACGGGGCCGUUAGGAGGAGGUGCUGACGAGCCAGCCCAGGGUGCCACAGGCACCGACACGUGCGAGGGACCAGGGCACUCAGAAGGCUUGGCUGAUGAAUCGGUCAAAGAGCUCGACGGCACGGUGGAGCCGGAGAGUGAUGCCAACAGAGCUGAAACACUCCCAGGCUGCAACCUGGGGCUG
Messenger RNA from Leptosomus discolor (cuckoo roller), 1896 nucleotides. NCBI's taxonomy places the organism in Eukaryota, Metazoa, Chordata, Aves, Leptosomiformes, Leptosomidae. The record is from RefSeq and is a predicted model, not a curated record.